Molecule: messenger RNA, 379 nt
Organism: Entrophospora sp. SA101
Lineage: Eukaryota; Fungi; Glomeromycota; Glomeromycetes; Entrophosporales; Entrophosporaceae
Source: the annotation of a GenBank genome assembly
AUGGAUUGUGAUAGCGUAGUUUCGGAUGAAAGUGAAGAUAAUAAUAGUAAUAGAAGAUAUAUCCACAACUCUUAUAAUAACCAUCAUCAUAGUAAUUAUUAUCGUAAUAUGAAUAUUAUGGCAGGGAACAAUCAUAUUAGUAAUAAUGGAAUUAUUGUUGGAAAUAAUAGAAAUGUUGAUAUAUUAACAAAUAAUGCAAUCACCACAAGAAACCCUUCGAUAAAUGAUGAACAAAUGGAUUCGAUAAGCGCCGUUGGGUCAUCUGCAUCAUAUGAUUCAUCUGCCUCAAGGAAAAGGGCUAGAUCAAUUUCUAAUGAUUGGACAAAUGUGGUAGUAACACCAAACUUUGUGUCAUCCUCCAUAUCAUCUAUACAAUUUG